AUGAUUCGGCCUUGUCAUCUAGUCUAUGUUUCUUGGGGCUGUCUUCCGACCGAGGAAGAAAGCCAUGCUGAGAUAGCCAGGAAGCUCACUGAUGCAUCUACAAUAUUCAUAUCGGAGCUCUUGAUCAAUGAAUACAACAAGCGACCCACUUUUUCGAAAGCUCGAACGGUCAUUCCCGGCUUCAUCGUUGGAGCAGAAAGGGAGGGAAUUGCCCAUACGGAAGAUUUCUUCUGGAGGUUAGCAUUCAGCGUCGCUCGACUUCAGGCCGCGAGCGAGCGACUCGGUCAGCUAACGGUUGCGGGUGGUGACCAAGUGUUUCAACUAGUUUCAAAUCUACUUUUGCGACCAGAGAACGUGGUGAAUCGAGUUACAUAUCGUGGCAGUGGUAAUGCAUCAUUAUUUUACGACAUAUUGUGUGACGCAUUGGGCGUGCCAAUCCGACGAGUCAAUCACGCGCAAUGGAUGCAAACGCUUCGUGAGAAUGUAACUGGUGCCGAUUUCGACCAUCCUUUCUUACCGGUAAUGAAAUGGUUCGAAUAG
This is a messenger RNA of Penicillium argentinense, 540 nucleotides long. RefSeq lists its product as uncharacterized. The transcript is spliced from 2 exons. Lineage: Eukaryota; Fungi; Ascomycota; Eurotiomycetes; Eurotiales; Aspergillaceae. The coding region runs from base 1 to 540 and encodes 179 amino acids. The record is from RefSeq and is a predicted model, not a curated record.